This is a messenger RNA of Camellia sinensis, 1700 nucleotides long. RefSeq names its product triose phosphate/phosphate translocator, non-green plastid, chloroplastic. Gene Ontology annotation, molecular function: transmembrane transporter activity. NCBI's taxonomy places the organism in Eukaryota, Viridiplantae, Streptophyta, Magnoliopsida, Ericales, Theaceae. The record is from RefSeq and is a predicted model, not a curated record. Gene Ontology annotation, biological process: transmembrane transport. Gene Ontology annotation, cellular component: membrane.
CCGGAGAAAACCAAAAUCGCAAGAAUAUCCCUCUCAUUUCCUUUCCAAUUCCUCUUUGGUUUUGUUUCUCUCUCCGUCCAAUCUUUCUUUUUCUAUACUACUACCUACCCCCGACCCCCCACUUCCCUCUUCUCUCGACAGUGUCGCCAACGCCUCCACUCCAUUUCUCUCUCUACUUUCUCUUUCCACUCUCAUUCGGAUCUCCAAAAUGCAGACCACUGCAUUUACCUUCUCUCCUUCAAUUUCACUUUCCAAGCCUCGAAGGCCUUCGAUCUACAGUUUGAAUCCUAUAUCCCCAUCGUCCCCUUCGAGAUCGCUCCAUUUCGCCUCCAUCAAUGGCCUCUCUGGCUCUUCGCUUCCUCGAUUCCCUUCAAUUCGUUGUUCUUCGUCUUUUCGGGGACUGAAUGGCUGGAUUUCGUCUCCGCCGCCGGAGGAGCAAGGAUCGGAUGGUGUUGUGGUUAGGGCGGCGUCGGUACCUGAGAGUACCGGAGAGAUUGAAAAGACGAGCAGCUUGACCAGCACGUUGCAACUUGGGGCUCUCUUCGGGCUUUGGUACCUUUUCAACAUAUAUUUCAACAUCUACAACAAACAGGUUUUGAAAGUGUUCCCAUAUCCAAUAACUAUAACCACUGUUCAGUUUGCUGUUGGGACUAUACUUGUUCUUUUUAUGUGGACAUCUAAUCUCUACAGACGGCCAAAAAUUAGUGGUGCACAGCUUGUAGCAAUUCUCCCAUUGGCAGUGGUGCACACCUUAGGCAACCUUUUCACAAACAUGAGUCUUGGAAAAGUUGCUGUUUCAUUCACUCACACUAUUAAAGCCAUGGAGCCCUUCUUCUCAGUUGUCCUCUCUGCUAUGUUUUUAGGGGAGAUACCCACCUUGUGGGUGGUUGCUUCUCUGUUACCAAUUGUUGGUGGAGUGGGACUAGCGUCAAUGACAGAGGCAUCUUUUAAUUGGCCUGGGUUUUGGAGUGCAAUGGCUUCUAAUUUGACCAACCAAUCUCGUAAUGUCCUUAGCAAAAAGUUUAUGGUCAAGAAAGAGGAAUCUUUGGAUAACAUUACUCUCUUCUCAAUUAUAACAAUUAUGUCCUUCUUCUUGCUGACUCCAUUUACUCUUUUCAUGGAAGGAGUCAAGGUCACCCCUGCAUACCUACAAUCUGCUGGGUUGAAUGUCAGACAGGUUUACAUUAGAUCUCUCCUUGCUGCACUCUGCUUCCAUGCAUAUCAACAAGUUUCUUAUAUGAUAUUGCAGAGGGUAUCCCCAGUCACCCACUCUGUGGGUAAUUGUGUGAAGCGGGUGGUGGUUAUUGUGACCUCUGUUCUCUUCUUCCGAACACCUGUUUCACCUAUCAACUCUAUGGGCACUGGAGUAGCCCUAGCUGGAGUGUUCCUGUAUUCGAGGGUGAAGCGCAUAAAACCAAAGCCGAAGGCAGCUUGAAGUUCUUUUGUUGAGAAUUUUUGCUGGUAACUUGGGGGUUUAGAUGAGAAAAUAGACAUUAUGACAUUCAAUGUUUUUUUUAUUUUUUAUUUUAUUUUGAAAUGGUAUCAUUCUUUUACUAGGUCCCCAAAAUUUUACUGGUUGCAAAUGUACGUGAUGAUCUGGGAAAACCAUUUCAUGUUGUGUUUUGUUUUUUUGGAUUAGCAUUUGUCCAGUUAUGCUGUGUUUGGUUGGGAGAUUUGAGCAGUGAUUUGGAAAGGAAAAA